Molecule: messenger RNA, 2728 nt
Organism: Aspergillus pseudonomiae
Lineage: Eukaryota; Fungi; Ascomycota; Eurotiomycetes; Eurotiales; Aspergillaceae
Product: Zn(II)2Cys6 transcription factor
Exons: 2
Coding region: 523-2085 (520 amino acids)
Biological process (GO): positive regulation of transcription by RNA polymerase II
Cellular component (GO): nucleus
Molecular function (GO): zinc ion binding; DNA-binding transcription factor activity, RNA polymerase II-specific; transcription cis-regulatory region binding
Source: RefSeq, a predicted model, not a curated record
GCUGCAACGGUUAGUAUAGUUUGAAUUAAUUGAUUAAAUAUGAUUGGCAACACUUGAAGUCGUUCCUCAGUCUACACGUUAAUCUUUUACCCACGCGGUAAUCCGCUCCAUCAUAUUGCAGCAGUUGCUAUACCGUUGAAGCGAGACUUGGACGCGUGGAGAAAACAAUUAGAACGACGCCAUCACGUGACCACGCACGGGAUGGAACGUGACCCCAGUCAUGUGAUCGGGGGACUCUCCACCGUUUCCAGUCUCCCUCACGUCGAUCCCCAGCGGAACGCCCACACUGUCCCGAGUUAGGAUCUUCGGAGUUGGCGGAUGAGGAACCUGGCGCGAUGAAAGGCUAAAUCCUUAUCUGUAGCCGCGGCUAUCAGUCGAUCCACGCAAGUCUCCAGCAUGGGUCCCCGCAAUCGCCACAUUUGCUACAACUUAUGUCCGGGGAAGUUGAAUGCACCUUCGUAGCACUCCUCCACUCUAUCCACCCACUUGGAAAUCGUCCUCAGUGCAACUGCGAUUGUGAAAAUGAACCGAAGAAUUCCGCGCACCCGGACCGGUUGCCUCUGCUGCCGUCAACGGAAAAAGAAAUGCGAUGAGACGAAACCGCAAUGUCGCGCGUGCACACGCAACAAGUUAAAAUGCGCGUGGCCUCCCCAUAUAGUCCGGAUAUUUGGUCUCGAUUCUGGGCCACAGAUGCUGGAUGAUGCUCUUCCUCGCGAACGUGAUCUAACCAGGGGUUUCGGUCACCCGGAGACCGAAAAUGCACCCGCAUCCACGUCUUCGUCUGCUCGGCCCGCCAGCAUGGAUUCCAAUUCGUCCUCGGACAUCGCCGAUCGCUCUCCAGAUGAGAGGGAAAACCACAUUGCGUCAUGGUGUUCGGAGCUAAAAACGUUCUUGAGUCCGAGACGAGCGAUGUUACUACCGGAAUCACAAGUCCUACUGUCACACUAUCUGGACGUGACGGGUCCCAAGCUGGCCCCGGCACCUGAUACACCUUUCGUUUCUUGGCUGCUACCGGUCGCCUAUAGUGAUGAUCUGCUAAUGAACGGCAUUCUCGCUCUAAGUGGGGGCCAUCUCCUGUAUAAACUACCGGACAACCAUGCAAUCCAACAGGCAACCUCCCGACAUUAUUCCUUAGCGGUGCAGAGUCUUCAUCGGGUGUUGAAUGAUGAGUCGACACUGCUCGAACCUCUUGUACUCAUUCGAGUAGUAUUGGCGAUUGUAAUCCUUUUUCACUAUGAGGUGGUCUCUGGACACCUGGACGGAUCCCCUUUUACCCACCUGCGCGCCGGUCGUCAUUUGAUCCUACGCCUGCGAAACUGUCGCCACCAGCUCACGUCCAGUGCAGAGAGAAAGCUGUUUGGAUUUGUAGCCGAAGUGUAUUCUUACAUUGUCCUAUCCAACAGCAUCACACCAUUCAACAUGAAUUGCAAUCGGACUCUGAUCUAUGACUCGUUUCUGCAGUCACUGGAUGACUUACGUGAUUUGGGCGCAUUUGGUGUCAUGUUCAGUGGGUUCCACAGUCUGUUCGAACUCAUAUCAUCCAUCUCUCUCUUUGCGGGAGAGCAAGAGGCACAGCCAUCAACGGGUCCCAGUCUGCCACUCGACCGCUAUGAGACAUAUAAUCAACUGAAGAUGCGCAUCGACCAUUUGGACAUUUCCACGAUAGAACACCCCGACACCGAGGUGCUUCCCGGGCACAGCACAGCAUUGGGCGUGUUUCGAAUAGCUUUACUGGUCUUUUUGGAAACCGCCGUCUCACCAUUCUCCAAACAUGACUCCAUGCGAGUGCAUCACCUUCAGCCCUUGCUGGAUCGAGCCGUCCACGAUCUCCCCGGGAUGCUCGCAUCGAACUAUUCCUGCCUCAUGAUGUGGCCGAUUAUGGUAAUUGGAUCUUGCUUGAUGAAAAACGAGCAGCGUAAUGUGAUCACGCAUCUCUUGAUCCAUAAUCAUUACUUGAUGAGAAACACCGCCCAAGCGAGCGUUCUGCUCCAAUUGCUCUGGGAUGAUCCUGACGAAUAUGCGUUUGGGCCAUACGGCCUGGGGCUGUUGAUGAGAGGACACGGACUGCAUUAUGGUGUUAUAUAAAUAAACAAUGAACAGAGACAUGGCCAGCUACAAUUAUUUUCAAAUGCUCGGUUUACUUCAGCUGCCGCUGGUCUAAUUGGCAACGCAAGCAAAGAUCAAUUGCAAUUGCACCGAGCAUGAAUCAGUCAGGCAUUACAAUGUCGAUGGGAAGCCUGAUACGCCGAGCGUGUAUAUAGCCUCGAAGGCAGAUUGUGCUGAUAUAGCAAUUAUUGAUCGCCAAAGAUCCAGUCACGCCUAUGAUAUGAAAGAUUACGGAGGCCGGCAAAAGCUAAAACUCAAGCCGGGCAAAGAAACAUGCUCGAUCUAUUAAUCACUGGCGCGCAUAAGGCUCGAAUGACGUUACUGCCAUGUCGGGCUUUACCAUGGCAUCUUACAGACAAUCCGCAAUACGAAGAGGUCUUUGGCUGUGAGAACAAUCCUUCAGCAUCCCACGGGCCCCCACCACACGUACCCCAGAAAAACUAAAUUUCGCAGAGAAAGGGAUCAUUGAAAGUCUUGUCUAUUAAAAGCUGCCAUUCACGAUCACAGCUCCCUAGCUGGGGAGGGCAAGUUAAUGACAUACCGCCUCGGGCCUCGGAGUAUAAGGAAAGCCCAGGCCUUUUAUUUUCAUAUAAAAUUUUAUUUGACUUCGUUUCCACAAAUU